AACCCAGUUCAGGGUUUAAAGUCUGAGAAGGGAAGCAAACAGGACUCCUCCUUCUGCAUCACAUGAGCACAGUCACAGCUGCAAGUCAGAUACAAAGCUCAUAUAGUGAGUGGGAGCAGUGCUGUUAGGCUGUGAGUGCAAUGAGGUUCUUUCCAGACCUUUCCCCGGUCACUUGGCUGCUCCUCGCUGCUUUCCUGGGUCUCCUGGUGCUCUAUGGGAUAUGGCCCUACCAGACCUUCAAGAAGCUGGGCAUUCCUGGCCCACAGCCCGUGCCGUUUUGGGGGACAUUUCUGGGGUACAGACAGGGGCUCCUGAAUUUUGAUCAGAUGUGCUUUGAAAAAUACGGUAAAAUCUGGGGGAUUUAUGAUGGCAGGCAGCCUGUGAUGGCUAUUCUGGACCCCGUCCUCAUCAAAACCAUCUUGGUAAAGGAGUGUUAUAGCACUUUUACCAAUCGCAGGGUCUUUGGUCUGAGUGGAAGACUGGAAUCAGCUCUUAGCAUGGCUAUGGAUGACCAGUGGAAAAGAAUUCGCACUGUGUUGUCCCCAACCUUCACCAGUGGGAAGCUGAAAGAGAUGUUCCCUAUCAUUGAGAGCUAUGGUGAAAAACUAGUGAAAAACCUGGAGAAGAAAGUGGCUAAUGAAGAGUUCCUGGAUGUAAAGAACAUUUUUGGAGCCUACAGCAUGGAUGUGGUGGCCAGCACUUCUUUCAGUGUGGACAUUGACUCUAUGAGCAAACCCAGCGACCCCUUUGUCACCAACAUUAGGAAGUUUCUCAAAUUCAGUUUCCUAAACCCAUUGCUCAUAUUCAUAGUGUUGUUCCCCUUCAUGAUCCCAGUGCUAGAAAAGAUGAAUAUGUCUCUGUUACCUUCCAAAGUCAUCGAUUUCUUUGAUGCCGUCUUCAUGAAAAUGAAGAAGGAACGGGAAGAAGGAUACCAUGUGGACCGAGUAGACUUCCUGCAGCUGAUGAUUGACUCACAGAGUUCUCAGGAUAGCUCCAAGUCUGCUGGGGAGAAGGACUCAUAUAAAUCAUUAAGUGAUGAGGAGAUUCUGGCCCAGGCUCUUAUCUUUGUCUUUGCUGGUUAUGAAACCACCAGCUCCACACUCAGCUACAUCUCCUAUCAUUUGGCCAUUCACCCUGAUGUGCAGAAGCGACUACAGGAUGAGAUCGAUGCAAACUUGCCUAACAAGGCUGCUCCUACAUACAAUGCAGUCAUGCAGAUGGAGUAUCUGGAUAUGGUGGUGAGUGAAUCCCUGCGGCUGUACCCCCCUGGGGGGCGGAUUGAGCGGGUCUGCAAGAAGACGGUGGAGUUCAAUGGGGUGACCAUCCCAAAGGGCAUGGUGGUGAUGAUCCCAGCCUAUGUGCUGCAUCGUGACCCGACAUACUGGCCCAAGCCAGAGGAAUUCAGGCCUGAGAGGUUUAGUAAAGAAAACGGAGAGAACAUUGACCCCUACACCUUCCUGCCGUUUGGGGCCGGCCCCAGAAACUGCAUUGGAAUGAGAUUCGCUCUCCUCAUCAUUAAAGUGGCUAUGAUUGUCCUUUUGCAGAAGUUCUCAUUCAAACCCUGCAAAGACACUCCGAUCCCCCUGGUUAUGGACACAAAAGGUUUCAUGCAGCCAAAGAAGCCUAUCGUCCUGAAGAUGGUCCCCAGAGCCCACUGCGAUCCACAGAACUGAAGGAGCCGCUCAGAGACUUUUGUUCAAUGGUGUUUUCCCUGCCCAACUCUGGAAAAGAGACCCAGAUUGAAGUGCGCACUCUUGAAAUGUCAGUGAUGCAAAUCCCCAUUUUGCAAUGGGGCAUUAGGGGUUUGGCCUGGCAUAAUUAAAAGAGCAUUAUCCUAAUUAAAAUUCCUUGGCCCCAGAUCCUGCUGUCCCAGAUCAUAAUAGGCAUUUUGCAGGACCGUUUGUGCUCAGGUUAUUUGGGUGGUUUUUUUCUCUCUCUCCCUCUGAAGAGGCGCUUUUCUCAGCAAUUUGAUUCCAGACGCUGUCAGUCUCUUCUGGCAGUGUAAUUUAAAUCAAGAUAGAGAGAGCAAAUUGCACAUAGUUAAGUAAUGCUACCAUUGCUCCUGUUCCUACUGCCUGCUGGGCAGCUCUGUGUGUCUUCUGGUUUUAUUCCCCUGGGGAUGUAGAUUUGUCCAGGGCUAUUUCCUCAGCUGUUUGCUCUGACCCUGACAAGUGUUCAAGUGGUCAUGUCCUCACAGGGAUGAAUGCCUGCCUCAAAUUUUCUGAUACUGAUUUAUUUAGAUUUUGUUAGAAUUUCAUGCACGAUUAUGAUUGCAGACGAGUUAACUGGAGGAGCCCAGAGACAAGCAGUUGCCCCUAAUGACUGGAGCUCUGUGGAGUGAGAGAGAAGUGCCCUGCGUGUUUUGCUGCUUGUUUGCUUGUUUCACCCCAGGCACACAGCUGUCUCCUGCAGUAGUGACUGUCAGUACAGGCAACAUCUACUGCACUGCCACCGUGACACCUUUUAGUCUUUGAUGUGCAUUAGGCCACCAUAGGACAGAAUAACUGAAUUAAUAAUGGCACAGGGUGCAGCACUGAGAGCCUUCAGAUGUCCUGGAUGGCCCUGGUCUAGCAGGAAGAUGUUGCCUUUGGCUGUUGAGGACAGGGAAGUCUUCCCCAUCCUUUGUCCUUGUUUCACAUUCUAGAGGACGUAAUGCUUUGUGCUGUUCCAUCUCCUAGAGAUGUUCCAUUUAAGAUGCUCAGUCCAAAAUCACAGAACCCUUAAGGCUGGAGAAGACCACUAAAAUCAACCCGCCCCCCACCACAACACGAGGACAUGUCCCUCAGUGUCACAACCACAUGAUUCUUUAACAACUCCAUGGACAGUGACUCUACCGCUCCCCAGGGCAUUCCAAUGCUUGAAAUAAGUGACAGAGCAGAGCCAUUGGUGGUGUGAAGUGGUCUCCAGUGCAAAAAUGGACUUAAGAACUUCAGUCGCUAGAGAGCAGUUGCUUUCCUUUUUCUAUUGCUUUUCUGUUCUGAUAUAUUGUUAUUAUGGUUAGAUUGUGUAUAUAUUAUUAUAUACCCUUCUUUUUAUUUCUUUCUAUAUUUUAUAUUUUCUUUUUAUAUUUUUGAGGCGUUUAGUCGAAAACCCCCAGAGACGCAUAAAAGCCUUUCUGCAGUGGAUUAAAUUCCCCAGUGAAAGUCAUCCUUGCCUGAAAGGGUAGGGAAGAGCAAAGCUGUUUCCCUUGAGAGUCAACAGUGAGCUGAGAGGGAGGGUGAGAAAAAUCCAGCUUCCCCCUCUGCCUUUGUGAGCCGCAGCAGCACAUCGCCCUUCUAGACUUUGCACAAAGGCAAGAGUUCAUCUUCACUUUCAGCUGUUACCGUCCCCCCUUUCAAAGCCGUGGCACUGUGUUUGACUGCGGCCAUGACAGCGCAUCUCCAGGGGGAACAACAAAACACAGAGGCGGUCAGAAACCUGGGAACAAACAGCAGCCAAGCAACUCCAUCGCCACAGCGGGUGACAAAAAGGGGCAUGGGAAAUCCCAAGGGUUGCUUGGAGGGGUGAACAAGGAGAUGAAGGUGAUGAAGUAACUCGCAGCACUGAAGGUCAGGGAGGCAUUAAUGACCUGGCCAGGACAAAGGCUGUAGCUCGACUGGUGGUGGUGAUGGAAGUCACGAGCCACGUGCGAAGGGUUUUGCCUCCUUGCUCCGUGCCCACAUUGGCAUUAAUCACUUACACACAAAUGUCAACACUGCGGAAAAUAUCCUUUGGGAUAAUCUCUCUUGCAAAGCCGCUUAACAUUUUAGUAAUAAACAGUUCACUUUCAGGUGUCAAA
Coturnix japonica (Japanese quail) is the source of this 3778-nucleotide messenger RNA. Its product is annotated as cytochrome P450 3A12-like. The record is from RefSeq and is a predicted model, not a curated record. Gene Ontology annotation, molecular function: oxidoreductase activity, acting on paired donors, with incorporation or reduction of molecular oxygen; heme binding; steroid hydroxylase activity. NCBI's taxonomy places the organism in Eukaryota, Metazoa, Chordata, Aves, Galliformes, Phasianidae.